UCCAAACAAUAGCAUUAGGCCUUUCAAAAAUUAAAAUGAAUUAGAAAAGCAAUAAUAAUUGUGAAAAAAUAAAGCUAAAAUUAUUGAAGGGGGAGGACUGAAUGAGAAGCACCAACGGAACACAGAAAACUCCUCUGUCUAUCUGCGGCCGCCGAGUGAAAGCGGGACAUUACAGAGAUCGAAAAGAUUAUUACAGCGGCAAAGCUGAGAUUCAUGGAGACCACGGGACAGCUUUCAAGAGCUUCCACUUUGCAGUGCUAAUAUGCCCGUCUCCGUUGCUCGCUCAGUGAUUCUCUCAUGCCUUGUCGAACCGAAUUGAAAUGCUCAGCUUCCGCUCCACUAAAUUCCUCCUCUCCAGAACCAACACCAACCUCCAAUCCCUCAGCCACCUUAAUCCCUUCCCUCCGUCCGCCAGCACCACCAACAAAGACGCCUACUUUGCCUUAAUACACCACAUAACCAACAUAGUCCGCCGCGACAUCUACCCUGAACGCACUCUCAACAGACUCAACCUCCCCGUCACCUCGGAUCUCGUGUUCCGCGUUCUACGCGCCUGCUGUCACUCUCCUUCUGAAUCCCUCCGUUUCUUCACAUGGGCCCGCGCCCAUUACUCCCCCACCUCCGUUGAAUACGAAGAACUCGUCAAAACCCUUGCUCGCGCAAAGCUAUAUGCUUCCAUGUGGAAACUCAUUACCCAAAUGAAGGCCCAAAAUCCCAAAUUCAGCAUUUCCAGCGAUACGGUUUGUUCUAUUAUCCAAGAGUAUGGGAAACAUGGACUCAUCGAUCAGGCUGUGGAGGUUUUCAAUAAGUGCGAUGGUUUGAAUUGUUUACAGGGCGUUGAUGUUUACAAUGCAUUGCUUUUUGCUCUCUGCGAAGUAAAAAUGUUCCAUGGCGCUUAUGGUUUGAUUAGAAGGAUGAUUAGGAAGGGUUUGGUUCCUGAUAAGAGGACUUAUGCGGUUCUUGUUAAUGGGUGGUGCUGCAAUGGCAAGUUGAGGGAGGCACAGGAUUUUUUAGACGAAAUGAGUAAGAAGGGGUUUAAUCCUCCAGUGAGAGGUAGAGAUAUUUUGAUUGAAGGGUUGCUGAAUGCUGGGUAUUUGGAGGCUGCCAAGAAAAUGGUUACGAAGAUGACUAAAGAGGGCUUUGUGCCAGAUGUUAAUACGUUUAAUUCUCUGAUAGAAGCUAUCUGUAAUGCAGGGGAAGUUGAAUUUUGUGUUGAUAUGUAUCAUGGUGUUUGCAAGUUGGGGCUUUGUCCUGAUAUCAACACUUAUAGGAUUUUGAUACCUGCUGUUUCAAAAGUGGGCAGGAUUGAUGAGGCUCUUCGGUUAUUACACAAUUCAAUUGAGGAUGGCCAUAGGCCAUUUCCUAGUUUGUAUGCACCAAUAAUCAAGGGGAUGUUUAAGAGAGGACAAUUUGAUGAUGCCUUUUGUUUCUUUGGUGAAAUGAAGGUGAAGGGGCACCCUCCAAAUAGGCCGGUGUAUACAAUGUUGAUAACUAUGUGUGGACGUGGAGGGAGAUUUGUGGAAGCAGCCAAUUAUUUGGUUGAGAUGACUGAGCUGGGUUUGACACCGAUUUCCAGGUGCUUCGAUAUGGUUUCUGAUGGAUUGAAGAAUUGUGGGAAGCAUGAUCUGGCUAAGAGGAUAGAACAGCUUGAAGUGUCUCUUUGCAGUGUCUGAUGGUUGCAAUUGUUGAAACAAUUUAUGCAGUGAGGAUGGAUUUUGAUAGAAAUGUACAACAUUCUGUUAAAUGGAAAGCUGUCUGACUUUUAACAGUUCUUGCAGUUAUUGUUUAUCAGGUUGCUUAGCCUUCAGAUCCUUUCAAGUGCAUUCUUUUCAUGGCAGGGCUAAUGCUACUGCUACCUAUGAUGUUAAGCAAGCAGUGAGAGACAGGAGAAGGGAAAGUGAAUUACUGGCAGAUUAUUUAUUGGGAUUUUUCUAUGCAUGAUGCGUCUUCAGCUUGUUACAAUUGCUCUCUUUUUUCUGUAGCAGUUGAAGAAACUUGGUUGUUCUGAACUGGAGAAAACAGGAGGAAGUUAUGAUACAGGUUGGCUUGGCACAGAAGCAGGCAUUUGAGUAGGAGUUAAGAGAUAUCCAUGUAUAAUUUCUAGCAGCAGGCAUUAGGUAUCAAGGAUCAUUAGAAUCCUACCAAAGGAAACGAUGAGAGCCAAUAUUCUAGAUGUAGACUAACCCCAGCUGAUGAAUAAUGAUCCUUCAAUAUUUAAAUUGUUUGCUUCUUGUUCCUUCCA
Manihot esculenta (cassava) is the source of this 2242-nucleotide messenger RNA. Its product is annotated as pentatricopeptide repeat-containing protein At5g18390, mitochondrial. The coding region runs from base 321 to 1673 and encodes 450 amino acids. Gene Ontology annotation, molecular function: protein binding. Gene Ontology annotation, biological process: RNA splicing. The record is from RefSeq and is a predicted model, not a curated record. The transcript is spliced from 2 exons. Lineage: Eukaryota; Viridiplantae; Streptophyta; Magnoliopsida; Malpighiales; Euphorbiaceae.